This is a messenger RNA of Engraulis encrasicolus (European anchovy), 1554 nucleotides long. RefSeq lists its product as uncharacterized. The transcript is spliced from 6 exons. Bases 36 to 1259 code for a protein of 407 amino acids. The record is from RefSeq and is a predicted model, not a curated record. NCBI's taxonomy places the organism in Eukaryota, Metazoa, Chordata, Actinopteri, Clupeiformes, Engraulidae.
CGUGAUGGUCUUUGGUAGCGAUAGCAACGAGAAAAAUGGCGAGGAGAGGCAAAAAGACAAGGGGAAAGAAGGCUGAAGAGACCCAGACUUUGAGUGAUACAGCAGCGUCGGGCGAGACUAGCGCAACCUCCCAGGCCGAAAAAGGACUAGACUAUCUCCAGACUAUAUUGUCACAGUUACUGGAGGACAAUUUAACACCUGAGGAGCUUGAGACAAAGAAGAACUUGGCCCUGAAUGAAAUGAUGAACAGUGGACUGGUGAUUAUGAUGCAACCUCGGACAUCUAUCAAGGUUCAGAAACGUAUCCCGACCUUGCCUAAGCAAAGGGACGAGGUGAAAGACUGCGAGAAGAAGCUCUCCGAAGAGCUGCUGAAAAAGGUGUUCGACAUGGUGGAGGUGAAAUUCCUGGACCUCAUCGCCCAGGGCAACGUGAGCAAAGACUACUGCUUGAUGAUCCAAAUGCCUCAAAGCAGUAGAAGGUCCGAAGUGAAAGGAGGAAGAGUACACAAACACCAGCAGCAGAAAUACCAAAUUCCCAAGAACCUGGAGGAGUGGACCAUGGACCAGUACACGCUGCUCCUCACCCGGCUCACGGGCCACGUGGUCGUCCUCAUGCUGGAAACGCUGACGGACUUGUGUGUGAAGGACGCCAGCAAUCAGGACAAGCUGGCCAAGGUGGGCUUGCCCAAGCCGGUCCGGGCCCACACCUACAACUUAGGGACGCUGGCUGCCCGCACGUUCAACCAAGCCAAGUUCAAGGAUUUCCUCAAGCCCGGCAAGAGGAGGAAGCCGUUCUGCUUGCCGGACAAAGAAAACCCCAUGGCAAUGGCAAUGACACCAGCACCCCAGGCAAUGACACCAGCACCCCAGGCAUCAGCACCAGCAUCAACACCAGCACCCACAACCAUAACCACAACCACACGAGCACCACGACCAGCUACUCCUGUACCAGUGUCAACAGCAGAUGCUAUACGCCGUCAGGCUCAAGUAGCAAAGUUCUCUGAACUCCCUCCCAAGGUGCAGGCACUCUGGGUCAGUCAUGCCCGAGAACAUGCCAUAGAUUUUGGGAUCACACCAUCAGCGGCAGCAGGACCAAAUGCUGCAGGACCUGGGCAGAGACCAAACCAGAAGCCUGCCCCACCCAAAUGUAAAUAUGAACCUAAGAUCAAGAGUGCUGUGGUGAAUGUGGUCCGUAGCUCCAUCGAAGAGCUGCUGAAGAUGGGAUUGCUGCCUACUAAGAGUAUGCUGGAGGAAAGGUAGCAAUGAAGAAAAUAAUACAGAUAUUACAAAUAGAGUCUCUCAUGGUAAAAUGAUGUGGAUUUUUAAAUAAUAAUAAAAAAUAAUUCCCUAUAAGGGUUUCAAUGUUUUUAUUUUUAUUUUGGAUAUUUGGCGCCAUCAUGUGGUGAAAAAUAUGAAUUAAGAUAUUGUAAUGUGGAAUGAAAUGGAAUCCAACCAGAUCUGAUAGAAAUGCAUAUAUGCUCACUAUUUACCAAACACUCACACACACACAUACAAAAUCUUUGGACAAAACUUAAUAAAGGAAGUUCAGAAGGUU